This is a messenger RNA of Encephalitozoon intestinalis ATCC 50506, 495 nucleotides long. Its product is annotated as MAF transcription factor-like protein. The transcript has a single exon. NCBI's taxonomy places the organism in Eukaryota, Fungi, Microsporidia, Unikaryonidae. Bases 1 to 495 code for a protein of 164 amino acids. Gene Ontology annotation, biological process: negative regulation of transcription by RNA polymerase III. The record is from RefSeq and is a predicted model, not a curated record. Gene Ontology annotation, molecular function: RNA polymerase III core binding. Gene Ontology annotation, cellular component: nucleus.
AUGAGAUAUUUGGAGAUGAGCUGCAUAUCGAAAACAAACAAACUGUUCCAGAAGCUCCAGGACAUCAAUCCGCAGCUCAACAUCGAGGUGGAGGCAUACUCCUGCAAGUCGAGCAGGAAGCAGAGGGGACAGAGGGAUGUGGAGAAGCCUCUCCGGUACCUGCAGUCUGCGCUGGGGCUGCGGUUUCCAGACUACGACUUCCAUGGGGAGCCGUGGAGGUCGUUUGAAAGGAAGACGCUGGAGGAGGUGCUUCGGGAGGUGGCAUAUUCGAUCAGCACAACACACAAGAACAGCGAGGAUGUAAAGGAGUUUGUGGGGUUUCUGGAGAUGAUUCUGGACAGGUCGAUCAACACGGGGUCGUGCUUGAUAUUUUCGUACAAGAACCGGAUGGGGCCUUUUGAGGACUGCUUCUGGUACUUUUCGUUCCUGCUGUUUAGCAAGAGGCAGAAGAGAGUGGUGAUGCUCAAUGCAUUUAUGAGCAGAAGCGAUGUGUAA